AUGGCAUCGGCAAUCCAUAAGCGAGCAUUGGAAGAGAUGGAAGAACUCGACAAUGUUAUUUGGGUAAGCAUUAAGCAUGGAUCAGAAAUCAAGGACAUCCAAGAAGAAAUUGCAAGACAAUUAUGUGCAGAUAUCUCAGGCUCAACAGAUGACAGCAGCAGAGCUUUUAAAUUGCAUGCUGCUCUUACCAGCAAGAAGUUUUUCCUUGUUCUGGAUAAUAUACCAUUUUGGCAUGAUUUCGAGCUUAGUAGGAUUGGAAUCCCGGAGUCUGGUAACGAUUGGAAGCUGAUAGUUACUUCGACAAGUUAUACUGCCUGCAGUAAACUGAAAGACAGAUUUGGAAACAACAGCACAAUUUGCGAAAUAAAACCUCUCUCUGAGGAUGAGGGUUGGAAAUUAUUUUCACAUCUUACAGGUCCUAAACUUGAGAGUAUAAAGAAUAAAAUCUACAAGGACAUUGAAUUAGCAGUAAAGAAUGUCGAUGGCCUUCCUUCAGCUAUAAAAAUGUUAGCGAAAGCCUUGAGAGAAAUACCUGACAACAAUCCUACAAGAAUAAGUGAUGCUUGGAAUAGAGAACUGCUUGCACUGAGUAGCUCAGGGUCCUUGCUUGGUAACAAAAGCAAAGACUUUUUUUAUGGUUUCAAAGAUAUAUUGAAUGACUUAGGAGAGGUUGCGGUAUCAUGUUUCCUUUACUGUCUAUUAUUUCCAAAGGAUUAUUACAUCCUAAAGGAAAAGGAGCUGAUAGAGUAUUGGAUGUGGGAUGGGCUUCUAGGUGAAGUUUCAUCCUUGGAAGAAACCAUGGGUGUUGGAAAGGAAGUACUGGAUAACCUCCGCGAUGCUCACCUUCUUGAGAUCAUUCCUAACAAGAUAGGUGGUAGAGAUGAAGUAUCAGUCAAAAUGCUUAAUGUACUUCGACUAGUAGCAAUGGAUGCUCUGAAAUCGCGUCAUGGAUUUUUUUUCAUCAACUGUGGAAAAUCACUCAAAGAGAUUCCAGCAGCGAAGGAUUGGCCUGCAGAUACAAAGAGAGCCUCAUUUAUUCAGAAUGAGGUGCAUGCUUUGCAGUUUGGUCCUGAUUGCAAGAAUCUGUCUACUUUGCUACUGCAACACAAUCCUCUAAACUCCAAAUCCCAUAAAAGGUUCUUUUCAAACUUAGUUAAUCUUCGAACCCUCGAUUUGUCCCAUACAAGGAUCUCAUCCUUACCAAAUUCACUCUCUGCCUUGAAAAGUCUGCAUGCACUUCUGCUUCAUAACUGUCAGCACUUGACUUCUCUCCCAUCCUUGUCAGAUCUUCAAAAUCUACUCGUUCUUGACCUCUCAAGGACAUCACUACAAGAGUUACCUAGAGGGCUAAACAACUUGACAAACUUGAGACGUUUAGAUCUUUCACAGAUGACUAAGUUACAGGUUUUCCGAGCUGAAGAAGUUGGAAAAUUAACACAAAUAGAAGAACUGUUGUUGAUACCUAAUAGUGAAGCGAAUCUUACUUGGAGAUCGAAUCACAUUUCUCCAGUUUGGAAGGGUCCUUGCAUAGAGGAGCUUGUGAACUUGAGAAGGCUGGUUGUUCUUCAGCUUAACUUCACAGACGCAGCAGCCUUUGAAAAAUUCUUGAAGACUGCAGAAUUCGAGAAAGAUGCUCUCCAGCGGCCACAAGGUGCAGGACACAGUUUUAAAUUUUGUGUUGGUGAUUCCCACUAUAAUGGUGAUCAUGUCGGGGACAACAGCUUAUCGAUUUUUAACCAUCACAAAGUUACUCUCCCUGAGGAAACCGCUGAGCUGCACUGGAUAAGUUGUGCUCAGAAACUACCAUCAUUGCAGAUUGAUGGUUGCUUCAAGUACUUGAUCAUUCUGGAUAUCUCCAAGUUUGACGAACUUGAGUAUGUGCUCACAUGGGAGAUGCUUAUGAACCUUGAAAAACUAAAGGAGAUACAUGUCCAACAAUGUCGCAGAACUGUGUCUAUAAUAAAGCCAGAUUCCAAAGCCAGACAUGCUGAAGUUAUUUUUCCAGAAUUAACAACAUUAGUGCUCCAUGACUUGCCAAAUCUGCGUAGCAUAUGUGAUUGUCAAGUGUUAAAUGUCCCUUCUUUGCAACGGGUUGAUGUCUUGAGUUGUGGAAUCUUGAAGCUUCCGAAGACCCUCAAGGGAGGAAAUGAUAGGCUAAUCAUCAAAGGAGAUAAUGAUUGGCUUGAAAAUGUUGAAAGAAGUCCGCCAAAUUUCAAUUCUACCUUCAUAUAUGAAGAAACAUCACAGACCAGAGAGCUUUUCUGUACAGCUGCAUCCACAAGUAAGUAUACUGGUAUGCAAUGUUCUAUCUAA
This is a messenger RNA of Beta vulgaris subsp. vulgaris (sugar beet), 2313 nucleotides long. Its product is annotated as probable disease resistance protein At4g27220. Gene Ontology annotation, molecular function: ADP binding; protein binding. The transcript has a single exon. The coding region runs from base 1 to 2313 and encodes 770 amino acids. The record is from RefSeq and is a predicted model, not a curated record. NCBI's taxonomy places the organism in Eukaryota, Viridiplantae, Streptophyta, Magnoliopsida, Caryophyllales, Amaranthaceae.